AAAAAAAAGAAAACAAAAUAAACGCAACAUCAAAUUAAAAAGAAAGAUACAAGACAACAACAACUGCCUAAAACAUGAAUAAUACAACUGAAAAUGCCACCAACCAAGCAACAGCAGAGAUAAUUGAUGACCAAACUUAUCUUCAUUUCACGAUUGCAGCUGCCAUUUGUUUAGUUUUCUGCCUUAUUGGCUUGGUAGGAAAUAUUGUCACAUUUUGGUACCUUUGCUUUAAAAUCAAGAGAAACAUGUAUAUAAUUUAUAUUAUUAACCUGUCAGUGGCUGACUUCAUCUUUCUGAUAUUUAGUGCAGCGGUGCUAAUAAUGUACAUUCAUACACUAAUGAAUCCAAAUCCAGACUUUCAAGGAAAAGACUCGUUUUCCAUAUUUCUGGAAAUCUUUUAUGACGGUGCUCAAUAUUCCGGAAUGUUCAUCCUCACAGCCAUAAGUCUUGAAAGAUGCCUCUCUGUCCUAUUUCCCUUUUGGUACCAAUACUAUCGGCCUCAAAAGUUGUCUACUUUCAUCUGUGCUGUAGUUUGGCUCAUGGGAUGCUCAGAGAGUCUCAUAGAAAACUUGGUGUGCACACAAGAAGGUUUUGUCAUACAGACUACAGAGUGUACAGCGAUUCAGAUCAUGAUUAUUGGCUUAUCCAUUGUUAUCUGCUUACCUGUCAUGGUCAUUUCAAGUCUCACGUUGCUCAUUAAAUGGAAGCAGAAGUCUAGUCGGCCCAUUCAAGAUGCCCUUGAAAGAGCCUUCAGAACAGAAAAUGAUGAAAACAAUUAUUCAAGAAGUAACCAAACAGGUAAAACAUCCAGCCAAACUCACCUUCCAAGAACUUUAUAAAUGAUUCUGCUAUAGUGGAGCUGCACUAUUAUAAAAAAAAUAACCAGCCCAAUACAACGGACAUGUUCAAUGGAUCAUUUUCACUUCAUUAUUUGGCCAAUCA
Molecule: messenger RNA, 942 nt
Organism: Hyla sarda
Lineage: Eukaryota; Metazoa; Chordata; Amphibia; Anura; Hylidae
Product: mas-related G-protein coupled receptor member H-like
Exons: 3
Coding region: 75-839 (254 amino acids)
Biological process (GO): G protein-coupled receptor signaling pathway
Cellular component (GO): membrane
Molecular function (GO): G protein-coupled receptor activity
Source: RefSeq, a predicted model, not a curated record